AUGGGUGCACUCCCAAGCUCUACUGAAACUCCAGCAACUACAUAUGGACUAAAGAAUGUGGAAAAUUGCAAGGUCAUCAAGCUAAAGAAUGGUAAGGAGUGUGAAGCAUCCUUACCAAAAGGAAAGCUCCCUCCUAAGUUGAAAGAUCCUGAAAGUUUUACCAUCCCUUGUUACAUUGGAGAUACUUUUUGUGGGAAGGCACUAUGUGAUCUAGGGGCAAGCAUUAAUCUUAUUCCCUUAUCUAUUUUCAAGAAGUUAGGGAUAGGCGAUGUCACACCUACCACUAUCACUCUACAAUUGGAGGAUAUAAGCAUUUGCUACCCUCAAGAAAAGAUAGAAGAUGUCUUGGUGAAGGUUGACAAGUUUGUGCUCCCUACUAACUUCAUUAUUAUGGAUUUCGAUGCUGAUGAAGACAUUCUCAUUUUGUUGGGGAGACCUUUCCUUGCUAUGGGAAUGACCUUAAUUGAUGUUGAAAAAGGAGAAAUCACCAUGAGGGUGAAUGGACAACAAGUAGUGUUCAAUGUGCUUAAUGCAUUGCAAUACCCGGAUUAA
Molecule: messenger RNA, 552 nt
Organism: Vicia villosa (hairy vetch)
Lineage: Eukaryota; Viridiplantae; Streptophyta; Magnoliopsida; Fabales; Fabaceae
Exons: 2
Coding region: 1-552 (183 amino acids)
Source: RefSeq, a predicted model, not a curated record